UUGCCUCUAUCACAGCUGGAGGGACAGUUGAACCCGCAUCGUUCUAUCAAUACUUGAAGGAGAAAAUAUCAUAGAGCAUUAUCAUUUAUUAGAGUUAAUCAUUGUUUGAAACCAUCUUUGUCUGUCUCAGGUCUUUAAAAUUGCUCUUGACAUUGUAAAAAACAAAAAUGCAAGUGUCCCCAAGAACUUUGUUACCUCUAUGUAUUGUUUUAAUUUUCAUCAGUCAUCAAUGCUCAUCACAAUUUUUUACAAAAAUCGCCAAUUCCAUCCCCAGAAUGGGAAAACGCUAUGAAUUACCAGCAGUAAUCAGAAAAGUUGCCAAAACCCUUCGAUUUGUAAUCGAAACUGUAGAAACAUAUGAUAAAGAUGGAAAUGGAGAACUUAAUCCUGAAGAGUUAAUGGAUGUCCCUGUAAUACAAAAUGCUGUUAGGAACUUUAUAGAAAACAAAGAUAGUCGAGGUCAGUCCCAAUAUCCAAAAGGAGGAAGUGAAUCAGAGUCAACAAACAAGGAUCAAAACAUAUUCUUCGACGAAAGAAUGAUCAUGAGAAAAUGAUGAAUUAUAAACGUCUAAAAAAGUUCUUGAUUUUAAACAUUUUUCUUAAAUGUCUAGUCAUUGCUAAUGCCCGUUUUCUUACUCUAUUGUAUAAUAAAUAUCAUAUUAAAU
Parasteatoda tepidariorum (common house spider) is the source of this 665-nucleotide messenger RNA. RefSeq lists its product as uncharacterized. NCBI's taxonomy places the organism in Eukaryota, Metazoa, Arthropoda, Arachnida, Araneae, Theridiidae. The record is from RefSeq and is a predicted model, not a curated record. Gene Ontology annotation, molecular function: calcium ion binding.